Molecule: messenger RNA, 1737 nt
Organism: Hyaloscypha bicolor E
Lineage: Eukaryota; Fungi; Ascomycota; Leotiomycetes; Helotiales; Hyaloscyphaceae
Exons: 2
Coding region: 335-1540 (401 amino acids)
Molecular function (GO): serine-type endopeptidase inhibitor activity
Source: RefSeq, a predicted model, not a curated record
GGUGGAUGGAGGGGAAGGCGGAGAACCUGUUGAAAACGGUCAUGACUGAGCUUGGAGGGGGUUGGGAGACUUGGACGAGGUGGCCGGUGGAGAGGGUUUUGGAAGGGAAUGGAGCGCUGCCUGGGUUGGUGUAUCGGGCCUGGAUUUGAGACGGCUCAACUUCAGCGAAUGGGCGGGAUUGUGGCUGCGUCUCGGUUGCGAAGAACAAGCACACUUGUCGGACCCUUCUCACAAAUCACCCCCGCACUUCUUUUCCUUCCACGCCCAAUUCAACUAUUGAUCACGACACGCGCGACUCACAAUCAUCAAUCGCCAGCUUCCUCCCGCUCUCGCGAUGGAUCCAGCAUUUGUGGACGUCGUGAACAGAUUCGGCCUCCAACUUCAAGCCCUCACUUUGGACCCUGAAAAACCCACCGGGCUCUGUGCUAUGAACAUCUACCACUGCCUGUCCAUGGUCGCAGCCGGCUCGAAAGACAACAACCUCGCAGCGUUCUGUCAAACCUUGGGUUUCGACGCCGAUGGUCUGAAGGCAAUGGUGGACAAGACUGUUCAGCUGGACGCCUACUCCAAAAAGAAUACUGCCGUGGACUUGAGCAGCGGCAGCUCGAUUUGGCAUCGCGACGAUUUCAUCCUCGAGAAACCGUGGCUGGAAACCAUCCAAAACACAUUCGGAGCGACCAUUGGGCCGCUGGAAAUCAAACCUAUCAACGACUUCAUCUACCGUGAGACGAGAGGGAAGUUCAAGGACUUGAUCAAAGAUCGUGAUUUGGCCGGUGCCGUAUUGAUGCUCAUCACAUGUUUGUACUUCAAAGCAAAGUGGCAGAAUCCAUUUGAGAAAUGGAGAACGAUGGACAAGAGCGUUUUCCACACUUGGGAGGGGAAGACGCAGGCGUGCGCAAUGAUGAACAAGGUGGAAAGGAUGGAAUAUGCCGAGGAUAAGGAGAUGCAAGCUUGCUUUCUGCCGUAUGACAGUGAGGCGGGGAGCUCUGGGCCAGAGUGGAAGGCAGCUGUUAUCCUCCCGAAACGUUACGGAAUGGACGCCAUGCGGGAUAUUCUGAGGAGCUUCUCCAAAAGUCCUGACCUUCUCUUGGCCCUUCUCAAGGGCGGUGGCGGUGGUCAGGCUGCCGCAUCUUCAUCUUCACGCCCCUCUAUGUCCACUUCGUCUCCCCACCCAUCUGCAGCAGCACGUACACAGAAGAUCUCUCUCAGCUUGCCCCGCUUCGCUCUAAGGCUCAACCUCGAUUUGAUUCCCGCUCUCAAGACACUUGGACUCGGGCCUGCCUUCGUGGCUUCGGAACACUUUGCGCCAAUCAGCACCGGGCCUUUGAGGAUCAGUCGGGUGACGCAUGAUCUCUUCCUUGAGGUCAACGAGGAGGGCACUGAGAUGGCAGCGGUUACUGUUAUUGCUAUGAGAAAAAGUAGGAGCCGACCAGUGAUCAAAGAAAUGCGAGUUGAUCGACCGUUUCUGUUCUUGGUGUUUGAUAGUACUUCGGGCCUUGUACUUUGCGAGACCGUGGUGAACUCAAUCAAGGAGGCGUGAGGAAGGAGACUGAGGAAGGAGCCAACUGGAUCCUAAAAGCAGCAGCGGCUCAAGCGGGGUCGACAAAGGGGAGAUGUGGAAAUGGGUGUAGUAUAAACAAAAAAAGAGAAGUCUCUGGCUGAAGAGACUUAAACUAUCUGAAUAGAAGAGAUCAAGACAGGACAGGUACAAUUGGAACAAAUUGAAAAAUUAACGAC